CGAAAUACGACAAUAUCCUGUUGCGCAAAAGACCGCAGUUGUACCUGUACGACCAGGAAGUGGAAGUAGAAUUGAACUUGAUUGAUUUACUUUUCUUCUUUAUGGCUACGACCGGCAACACUUGAGUACGUCCAGGUUAUUUCUUGACUUCUCGCUCGCAAGAAUCUGAAUCAAUCUACUUACCAGCAUCAUGCCGACUAAAAACCAUACCUCCUCCUCCACCUCUUCCUGUUGGCUGGGGUACGUGGGCGAGCCUCUUUUCGACAAUUACGAGGGCAAAAUCCCGGCGGAGCACCUCUCGUACGCUCCCUACGAUCUGGAUCUCUACACGAGCCGCAUCGGCGGCUACCCGGAGUGGUUUGAAGCGAAUUGCCCCGCGGACGGGGUGGCGAUAGGGGAGACAAGAACAACUGCUGCAGGAGCUUCGAAGACACCUAACAAGAACUGGAGCCAGUGCCUGAACUGCGGGGAUCCGUUGACGUUCGUCUGCCAGCUGUAUUGCCCGAUAGAAACUACGACAAAUCUUCAGGCUGGAAGAACAGCACCAGCAGCAGAGACCACGGAUGGCAGCGGUAAGAAUGCAGCAGAAACAACAGGCUCGUGCAGCCCUUCUGACAGCGACCACCGAUUGCUGCACCUUUUUUGUUGCACCAACAAAGCGCAGUGCGGCAGCCUCGGGUCGAAGGGAUGGCGGGUGUUUCGGAGUAAGGUAAAGGCGGAACCACGAGGCGGGGGGCAGGAUUUUGGGUUUACUACAGCCGGAUCUUGUAGUUCUGCGACAGGAGAGGACGAAGAAGUAGAGCGACCACUUGAGCUAGAGCCCUCGAAAAUUAUGGAGCCUGGAGGACUAGAACCACCAGGAAAGGCCACUGAUGCAAUUACUAAUACCGAGCAUCAUGCAUUUUCACACACUAGUGCAGAAGAUUCCAGUACCAGAGAAGAUAUUUUUGCAGAAAAGGCCAUCGUCGAGGAAGUUGUAGAAGACGACGACGAUUGGGGCCUCUGCGACGAAGACCAGUUUCAGUCGGAAACCGCUGCGGUGUCGCUUUUCAACAGAACUCCUGAGCAAGACUACACAACUCUGUUUUCCUCCAACCACCCGGUGCAGCUCCUCUCGUCUGGAAUCCACGAGCCGCCGCCAUCAACCACUUUUGGCAAUCAGCACUAUGACGAGCCCGCGCCGGCCUCGAUUUGCUUGCCCCAGUUUACGUAUAUCAAUGUUUCUACUGAUGCGCCGGCGGACAGAGCAGCUCAAGCUCAACAGCCGUGGCCGUGCUUCCACUUGCCGUUUGCGCAGGAGCCGGGAAAGUGGAACGCUUCGUCGAAACUGUUCGAAAAAGAAAUGCAGCACGCGGAGCAUUUAUUGGAAAAGUACGUGCAGGAAAACAGCAAACUUGCCAUGCAGAAGAAGCAACUACAUGGAGCGCCGACAACUAUGUCGAAGAUGAACGACUCCCCUGGUGCUUCCACGGCUGCAACGACAACAAAUUCUGCCGCUUCCCCUGGUACCACUGCUGGCACAGUCGGAACGGCGGGGACCUGUCCAUCCCUCGAUGACGACGACGCCAUUGAUCCGGAGGUGCGGAAAGCGUUUGAGGAAACGAAGCGGCGAAGGAAUGCGAGGCAGAAGAACUACAAAGCAGCCAACGCCUGCUCGUCUGACGACAAUUCCACCGACGAGGAGAAUAAAGAUUCGGAGACGGAUCAUGGGGGGUCCUCGCGCCAUGCGAAACACAACGACUCCGACGGGGACGAUGAAGAAGCCACUGUGGAGCAGACCGCCUUCAACCUGUUUCAAAAACGGUUGAACCGGUCCCCUGAGCAGAUAUGAACUGCAAAAGCAUCGUAUUCGUAUAAAUGCAUGACAAAUAAUUUUCUCAGCAUGAGAAUAUAAGAUUUGUAAUGCGGAACUUACCUUAAGAAAAAGAUUUGUAAUGCUUGAUUGCCAUUAUGCGAGUGCGUUACUUUUGCCCAGGAUAGCAGAUCCUCCGGUACGACUUCAACGCCAGGAAGUUUCUGCAGCUCACACCCGUUGUAUACAGCAAGACAAAUAACAAAGCGACAGCGAGCAAAAACUACAGUGGAAGGACGAAUUGCAAAAGCGAUAGUAGAAGCAAGAGCUCUAGCAAGGGAAAUUGCAAAAUAAACCCUUUGCUGCAGCAGGUCGUCCCGCAACGCUGCAAGUUUUGCAACGCAGAAAAGGUGUACGAGUUUUCCCUACUUCCGUCUUUUCUGUACCAAAUGGUGCUGAACUGUCCGAAGUAUGUACGGAAGAAGCUGGAAAAGAACGAAAACGUGCUGGAAUUCGGGGCGGUGCACGUUUUUACCUGUGGGAAGAAUUGCGACAAGGCGCUGGAAAGUGUGGUGGAGGAAAGCGUCGUGCUGGAAUUAGCGAUAUGAUAACAUACUGUGUAGAUGAGUACAACAAUUCAUUGUAUAGCAAAUACAACUUUCUUCACUUUGUUUCAAGCGCAAGUCAAGUUGCGUUUUUACUGUUGCGACCGCAAGUGCAUCCUCAAGCGACACGAUCAUGCGAUUUACGAAAAGUAGCCUACACUAUCACCUCCACACGAGGAAGGACUUUAUUCUUUUGAAGCUAAGACACACACUGCAAACCCACC
Molecule: messenger RNA, 2621 nt
Organism: Amoebophrya sp. A120
Lineage: Eukaryota; Dinophyceae; Syndiniales; Amoebophryaceae
Source: the annotation of a GenBank genome assembly